Messenger RNA from Miscanthus lutarioriparius, 1044 nucleotides. NCBI's taxonomy places the organism in Eukaryota, Viridiplantae, Streptophyta, Magnoliopsida, Poales, Poaceae. The record is from the annotation of a GenBank genome assembly.
AUGACGAAUGCUUAUAUCAUUUAUGCUGGGCCGUGGGCCCCGGCGGGCCGCCCUGGGCUCCGCCGGGAAGCCGCCACUCGGGGCGGCCGUCUGCGGUCCUCCUUGUCCGACGGCUCCGAUGCUGCCGACGAGGACCCCAGGUGCUUGAUCAGGAACCUUGACGACGGCAGAGAGUACGUGGUGAGGGAAGAAUUCGGUCUCCGCGAGGUCGGCACGGGGCUCCGCAGCAUCCGCUGCGCAGCUGGCUCCUUGGUCACCCACUCCCGUGACCGCCGCAGCAGAGACGAGAAGGACACGUCUUCAGAGAAAGGCGGCCAACACUCCAGCUCCGCGACGGAUGACAGCCAGGACAGUGUUCCACGCCAUGGCCCCGCCCGAGUCAAGGUGCGGCAGUACGGGAAGUCACAUAAGGAGCUCAGUGGCCUGUUUAUGACGCAGCAGAUACAUGCACACAAUGGUUCCAUCUGGAGCAUCAAAUUUAGUCCUGAUGGCCGUUACCUUGCGAGUGCCGGGGAGGAUUGCAUAAUUCAUGUUUGGGAAGUGUUGGAGUUCGAGAGGGCAGGGAAGGAGAGGGAGGUGAAGGAGAACGGGGUGUGCAAUCCACUUGUUGCUAUGGUGUGCAAUGAGUCAUCAGAGACGAUGGUGGCAUCAGCUGCUCCAAGUGGGAGCCAUUGGGAGAAGAAGCUGCGAUCAAAGGUACUGCACAGUGGGGGAUCAGUGAGCUCAGACAGGUUGAUGGUGCCUGAGUAUGUGUUUGCACUGUCCGAGAAGCCUGUGAUAACCUUUGCAGGGCAUUCAGAGGAUGUGCUUGAUCUCAGCUGGUCCAAAUCUCAGUGUAAAUGCAAAGUUCAGACUACAAUAGAAUGUGGAAUACCUGAAAUGACUUGCAUCCAGUUCAAUCCUGUUGAUGAUAGAUACUUCAUUAGUGGUUCCCUGGAUGAAAAGGUUCGUAUCUGGAGUAUUCCAAAGCGUGAAAUUGUUGAUUGGGUCGAUCUUCAUGAAAUAGUUACUGCUGCCUGCUAUACUCCAGAUGGAAAGGUUUGA